CGUCUGUCCAACAUGAAAACACACACCCUAACAUGCAACCCGGACACGAAACGCGCUUAGAAGGUGCGAGCUCUGGCGAAAGAAGGUACGAAAACAGCGCUUCCAGGUGAAGGCAGUACAGAGACCUGUCUAUUGACGAGAUCUCACUCUUCGGCAAUGAGUGGUUGACUAACUAUCAACCACACAGAUCCAACUGCGCAUGAUGGAGGCUGCCGGUCCGUCUGCUGACGAAGUGCGCCGCCUGCGCCAGAUGUGUAUCCACUCUCGCAGCCAGCACGACUCCCUCGUCGAGCCCUUUCUCGACUCAUUCCGAGACGUUCUCUUGCGCAUCAGCCUACCCAAGGGCGAGCAACGCCAAGGUCAAGACGAUGUCGCCCUCGCAGCCGCCCCCUCCCGCCCCUCGCCCUAUCCCAAACAGUUCCAUCGAGAUCUCGCGGAUGUGACCGACCGCAUCAUGGCGGCGGAUUCCGCGGUGCUUGGUUGGAAUUUCAGUAUGCUUCUCGCCCCCCUGCUGGCCCAUCUGCAGUCCCAGCGGCUGGUGGACUCUCUUGCCAGACCAGACGGGUGUCUGCCCGGUGACCUGCGUGUGCUGGAGGGCAUCUCGCGGGCUCUCGCGACGCUCAUUCGGCGUGCUGGCGUGCUGGGCGCCAUCUGUCAGCAGAUGGGUGAUGAAGGGAUGCAUCCACACGAUGAGGCGGGUGGUGCGGGGGGUGGUGGUGCCGACCGUCGGCUCAAGAUGCUGGGCAUAGUGGUGCCUCACGUGGCCCGCUGUCUGGAGAAUGCCAGCGUGCAGAAGGACGAGGUCUGCGUGUUGGCGCUCAUCGACCUGGCCGACGCCGUCAACCUCACUCUGGCCGGCUGCCUCAGCUCACUCGGCAAAGCCGAGGCCGACGGCCUGGUGAUGGCGCGAGAGCGGGUGCCUGGUGGUACCACCUCUGCACCACCCCCACCACCACCACCCUCUCCCGUGGCGAUUUUCGGCGUGUGGACGGGCAUCUUCAUCUCCCACUCGCUCGCCAUCUUCGCCAGCCUCCCGACACGCGCAGUGCGGCUGCAGAUCUGUCAGGCGCUGCAACGGAUCCCCGCUUUGUUUGAUGAUGGGGGCGCCAGAGGUGGCGGGGAGAAUGAGGCGGGGGCAGCAACAGCAGCGCCACGAGGAGCGGCCUACGAGGCGCUGUGCAACCUUUUCCCCUCUGUGGCCACACAUCUGAGCGGCUACCUCCGCUCGGCCGGUCACGUCGAGAGCACCUCCCCACUGGUGGCGGCCGCAAAUGCCCUCACCUCAUGGAUCGAUGCCGUCCUGAGAGACGACCGAGUGCGACCCUUCGCAGCCGAUGCGGCAGAGAGGGCGUGUCAUGACGGCAUGGCUGUCGAUGAGCUGAGAGAGGUGAUGAGAGGCUGGGCGGCUUUGGGGAGGAGGGAAGGGGCGGGUGGCGGUGGCGAGGAGGGGGGCAAGACGAGAAAGGAGGACGGCACGCUGCUGCUGGGCCCGGCGUGGGUCAGAGAGACCUCGGAAAACGUCAUGAAGCGAGUGGAGGUGAGAUAGGCAGAUGGGCGAGCAAGAAACGACAUAUGAAUCCGGUUGUGUCUCCUUUCAUCCCAUGUGUAUAUAUCUCAGUUGAUAUUCACCCGCCCCCCUCCCUCCGCCGGCGAGAGCCCUCGUCUGCGGCUGGCCCUCACCCAGCUGGCGGCAACACUCAUGACCAACUGCUCCGUCGCCAUGUGCUGCGCCGGCGGCCGCAAGACACCUACGACCACCAACAUCGUCGACACGCUCGACUAUCUUGUGUCGGCUUUGGGCGAUACUGACGAUUGUGUGGUGUCGGAGGCGAUGAGGGCGCUUAUGGGGGAGGUCGUGAGGGGGAAGAUGGAGAGAGAGGUGAGGGGCCGGAUGAGGGCGGCGAUCAGGGCGCUGAACGGGGAGGAACUGGCAAGUAAGUGCGGAGGGGGAAGUGUGGCGCCGUGAUGUGAUGUGUAAGUUGUGUUGUGUCUCUGUCUGCAGAUGAGGUGAAAGUCAAGGCGAAGCUGACCCCUCGGCUGACGCGCGUGCUGGGGUGGGUCAGCGACACAGCUGCCUCAUUCAUUGUCUUUUGACGGAUGCACCUUGUUGUUUUUACUAUCAGGUACGCCCGGCUGGCGCACGACCUCCGCAAGUCGAUGAGUGCUGGUGGCUCGAUGCCGCUGUCGUCCUCCUCGGCUCCCUCAUUCGACCUCUCAAUCGACGCGGAGGUCAUCUCCCAGCUGCUGGCUGUCACACAGCUGCACACGCCACCACUCAAGGUAGGCAACAAACACGGGAUGUAGCCAUGCAGACAGACAGACAGACAGACAGACACGUGGGGCACUCUCUGUCUGUCCUAUGGAUGCGCAUGCGGUCUUCAGUCGACGCUUCUCGACACAACCACGCUCACAUCGCUCCCAGCCAAAUCGGUGGGCGGGCAAUCGAUCACAGAUAGAUGGAUCGAUCUCGGUGCACCAUUCUGGCCGGCCACUGUGUGCAUUCCGCUUUGCUGCUGGGUGUCGCCCCUGUGUGUGGUCAUAUCAGAUAUCGGCAUCUGAGACAUCCGUCGAUCUGUUCCCCUACCGGCUGCCAGAAGACGAAGUGCUGCUGCCCGUCGACCUAGAACAGCAAACUGCGGCCGAAUGCUCAGAAAGCACACCAGAUGGGGAAGGGAGUUCUUCUCGUGGUGGUGGUGGUGGUGUGGUGUCGUGUGUGCGGGUGGGUCUGAUGGACGAGGGGCAGCCGAGGAAGUGGAUCGACAAGGCGCUGAAGCUGCCGCAGGGCGACAGAGAGACAAUCAGGUGCGAAGCUGUGCCUGCCUGCAUAGAUGGACGGAUGAGUGCUGUCUUAUCUAUCUGCCCUUGUCUGUCUUUGUCCUAUGCUGUCUGUGGUGCAGUUUGUUGGUCGAAACACUGGAAGCCCUGGUGUCCCAUGACGCGCCAUCCCUCCUCCUCUCCCUCGUCAGCCAUCCCCCCUGCCAGUGGCACACACAGCUCACCGACACAACCACCGCCAGCAACGACUGGUACCUCCCACAGCACCAGCACCCUCCCGCCCCGCUGCCCCUCUCCCACACGCGCAUGCACGCCCGCAUGGCGGCUCUCUACAUCCUCACCGUCGCCCUGGACCUGGCGGCCAGGCGGCCGUCGUCAUCGCUGCUGCCCCCAUGGCUGGUGCGGUGGUGUGCGGACCUGUGUGUGUCGACGGAGACCAUGCCGCGGGCGCUGGAAGCUUAUGGUGGGGGCACUGAUGGUGUGUGUGAGGGGAGGCUGUAUGGGCUGGUGUGGAUGGAGUGCCUCCGUGCGGCCAUGAAGGCCCUGCGCAGGUGUGAAGAGCAAGAGACCGACCAGAGGGGCAGGGGAAAGGGAGCCGUGCAUCGACAGGUGAGAGAGAGACAGAGUGAGUGUGCCCAUGAUCAGAUCAACCUUUCUCUCGGUGUUGUGUUGUUUGUUCAUCGGUCGGCUCGCUCAGGUGAAGCACAUUCUCUUCCCCUUGUUGGAGAGGCUGGGCAGCCACUCGCUCGUCACGUCCACCGCCGCACACGCCACUCUCAACACCCUGGCCCAGCUGCUGCAGACGAGGAGGGAUGAUGGCAAGAGCGGCAGCAGCACCGAAGGCGGCGAAGGCAUCCCCUGGCUGCUGGAGCACUACGCCGACUACCUCAUCGACACCAUCCUGCGGCGGAUCACUUACACACACCCCGAGGUCAGCACGCACAACAACACAGCCACACGCCACACCACACCACACACAGGCGUGUGUUGCUUGGUGCUUGGUGGGUGCAGCUGUUGUUCGUGUCAGUGGAGGCCUCUUCGCCGCCCCUGCUGGGCUUCCACGAGCACCAGGGCGGCCACACGGGCACCAUCCUGACCUCAAUCGUCACCUUCAGCACCCCGGCACUCGUCCCCUACCUGCUCGACAUCGUCACGGCCCUCCUCGACGCGCUGCCCCCAGACGGCCACCACGGCCGCUUCACCACCCCUGUGUGGGUGCUGCGUGUCUUUGCUGCAAUCACACGAAUGCUCGCCUCGGCCAUCUUCCAACAGAGGCUGGCGCGAAGGACACAGAGGGCGGCAGGGAGAGGACCGCGUCCAGGCAAGAGAGAUGAUGAAAGUGCCGUCGGGUACUCCCCCUUGUGCGGCGUGCUGAGUGGCGAGCGGCCUUACUGGACUGAGGAGCGGCGGGUUGACGGCUAUGAUGAGCGGGACCUGAAGGACGACCAGUGGCUGGACGAGGACCCACUCGAAGACCACCAAGACGACAGUGCAGACACGACGGGAGAAGGCGUCCACGAUCCGAGCAAGGAGCCUCCUGAUGCCGCACAGGGAGAGGCUGGUGUGGUGGAUUGGGUGUUGGGUGGGAAGGGCAGUGGUGGUUGGUCAGGGCGGCUGGGGGCUGGUGGUGACGUGUGGGGCGAUGGGGUGUAUGCCAAGGAGCGGUGGCUCGCCGACGAGAUCAUGGGCAGGGCCAGACACCACCUCAACAGAGACCCUAGGCAAGCUACCUAGCAGAUCAGCUGAGCGAGGGGGAGAGGAUUCAUCUGUGUGGGUGGUGUGUUGUGUCUGUCGGGUGUGUGUGUGUGUAGGUUGGUGGCUCGGUACCUGUCCCACCUGUGUGUGCUGCACGCGACCUCUGUCCUCUCGACGCGCAUACGGCAGCUCAAGCCGCGCAUCCAUGACGUAAGUAAAGUGUGCACAAAACAAGACGCUCGCUAGGGGCGGAUGACUGAUAGGCAGGCAGGCAGCUUGUGGUUCGUUCGACCGGUCGGUCAUGUCAUGUAGGUGUGGCCAUCGUUGGUGCCGUCAUUCCACCUGUCGUCUCCCGUGCCCAUCGUGACGGUGGCCUGUCUGCUGCUCAAACACACUGCCCGCAUAUCGGGCGACUUCCUCAGAAUGAGGUGCGGGUGGGGUGCGUGUCAGUCAGUCAGUGAGGGAGGGAGGGGAGAGGGAGGGGAGUGCCGCCUGUUCUCUCUCUCUGUUUGUGGCCAUGCAUGAUUCAUUUCGUUCGUCAGGUUUGGCAAUGACAUCUUGCCUCUGUUGAUAAAGCGGCUGGGUGCAUCCCCGCCAGCCUCCGAGGAGGACUCCCGGCUGAAGAGCAACGCCUUCAAGUGAACAAACAAAUCACUCACGAGCAAGAAGCGAAGCACACACACGCUCUUUCGUGAAUGUUUUUGUCCCUUUCCUUGUGGUGUGGUGUGUACCUAAACCCAUCUGUCUGUCUGUCUUUGUGUGCAUCACAUCAAACAAACAGGUUUCAGUAUGCCAGUUGGGACCUGCUGUCGUUGAUCGCCAGAGAGCCCUCCCUGCUGGCCACGUCCGUCCCCCAAGUCACCCUCACCGCACUCAGCGCCCUCCGCACCCACCCCACGACGGCAGCAGCCAUCAAGACACUCAUCCUGCGCCUGUUCGACACACUCGUCGCCACACACGCCGACACCAUCGACCUCCUCUGCAACACGGUGCUCGAACCAUCGGACCAGGACAGUGACACCGCCGCUUUCUUGGCUGAGCUCGGGUGGCGGGGGGGGAGUGGGGGCGAGAUUGACAGAGAGGCGGUGUGUGGAGUGUUGGGGCGUGUGAGGGAGGAGGAGAUGCGCCUGAGGGCGCGGAUACCUCCGUCGAUGAGUGGGCAGACGUUCGUCGACUUCUUGAGUAGUGCCCGCAGGCAGUGAGUGACGACAAGAGCAGAGCCGCAGGCAGCGCAGAGACAGAGAGAUGCCAGUGGGGCAGCCAGCGGCUUUGUAUGAAUGUAUGUAUGUAUGUGUAUCUCUGUGCUCGUUUGACCUGCGCCGGCCGCGCCACACAUCAACAUGACGGCGA
Messenger RNA from Vitrella brassicaformis, 5820 nucleotides. Lineage: Eukaryota; Vitrellaceae. The record is from the annotation of a GenBank genome assembly.